AUGGCCGGAAAUGGCGCGCAAGUCAGCGCGCCAUCUCCAACACCAACAACAAGCUCACCACAUUCCAUUGAUGACCACGCGCCUUCCACACCCAGACAUGGCGCACCUACGGCAUCUAUUGAUACCAGCUUCCCGUCAAACACUCCUGUUGAGCAGAGCAUCGCGAUUGAGCCCACAAAGCCUACCGCGCCUGCUCCUCUCGAAGUAGCGCAAACGAUAGCCCUUCCACCAUCCGCAGCAUACCCCACACCUGAGAACGCGGACAGAGGAAACAAGCGACAUGACGUAGAGGUGAAACACGGAAUCGAUAUCAAGUACCCAGUCGCAAUGCAAUCAUACGAUCCCCAGGGUAUGAACUUUGCGGAAUCCCACCUGAAGUCCUGGACAACAGAACAGAUGGCGAAAGAAUACGACAGGCUGGCCGAAACAUAUAUGGCACUCAGACAUGAACACAUCUCUGCCCUUGUCGACCAAGACAGCAACGAGAAGAACGCAUGCCGCCAAGUAAUCGACUCGCGCCAAUCUCUCUUCAACGGAGCGCAAAAGCUACUUUGGAACUCCGAAGCAGCGUUCGAAGCAUCGAAGGCGAUUGCAGGAAGGAUCUGUCAACCAUCCAUUUGGACUCACCCGCAGACACAGAAACAGUACGCAGGGAAAGCACCAGGAUCCUUUACACCACAAGAGGCACAUAAUAUCCUCAAUUUGUACAAGGACGACUGCAUCCAAGACUUGAAAGGCGUCACAAUGGCAGCUACCGGCGCGAACCUCAAAGAGUUUAGUAUUGACGAGACCAUCGUUAUGCACGCAGAUGUACUGGUGGAGAGCAGCAUGGAUCUCAGCAUUAUCGAGGAAGCCCCACUCCGGCGCCAAGUGAGCUUCCCGUCAGCACACAAUGAGCCCUCGCACUGGGACGUUCCCGUAUCAUUUCCAAAGGACGCAUCGAAUGCCAUGGGCGAUGUGUAA
Alternaria incomplexa is the source of this 963-nucleotide messenger RNA. RefSeq lists its product as uncharacterized. Bases 1 to 963 code for a protein of 320 amino acids. NCBI's taxonomy places the organism in Eukaryota, Fungi, Ascomycota, Dothideomycetes, Pleosporales, Pleosporaceae. The transcript is spliced from 3 exons. The record is from RefSeq and is a predicted model, not a curated record.